GCUUUUUUAGAGUUGCCACCUAUCCAACGCCGCGAAAUUGCGCGUGGAGCACUAUUUGUUAUUAAAUUGUUAUUAAAUUGUACAUUUUAGUUGUUAAGAAAGAGCGAAAACAAUGCCUGCGGUGGAGAAGAGCGUGAUCACCGACUGGAAGCGCCUGUGGCAGAUGGUCUCCGGAAUCCACUAUGAGACGCCCCAGGAAACGGUACGGGAGGAGCUGAUGAACGUGGCCACAGAACUGCAGGCCGGGGUGCUCCAAUUCAAGCCCAAGAGCGCGUCCAACGUCCAGUUGGGCUCGCUGCUCAAAGAGAAGAAGCAGGACAAGCUGCUGCCCUUCACCGAGCGACUGCAGGAUCUGCUGGAUCUGGAAUCCGCCCAGUGCUGGGAGAUUCUGUGCUAUUACCUCACCCAGGAGUACCGCGGCUCGGCUAGCCUGCUCACCCAACUAAUCUCCACCGAGACUAACAUGGCCAAGCUGCACGAGGACAUUCGUCACUACUACUCGCUGGAACGCAUGAUCGUCCUCAAGAUCGUUAAGAACCUGAUCGUGUUUCACCGUGUACCGAACCACCCCUACAACAAGGAGUAUCGCGCCGUGGUAGAGAAGAUUACCCUCUCCCGCCUAAGAGAUUCAUACUUAGGCCAACUAGAGGGCCUGAUUGGCGAACUGCCUCCCAGAAAGCUGAUGGCGGGCGAGUGCUUCCACUCCACGGAGCGUUUGAUUGCCUGGUCGGAGAGGAACGCCCGCGAGAUCAACGAGGUGCUGCACAUCCUGCUCCUGCUGGCGGAACACCUGCCCAUGGGCUUGGAGCAGAUCAAGAGGAUAUUCGCCGCAUGCAAGCAACACUCUUUCGGAAAGAUUCAGAAUUAUCUCGACGACAGCCAACCAUAUCACCAGGAGUUAAUCCGCAGCCUAACCUACUCCGAGCUGAUGCUCAUUCUAAAGUGCCUGGACUUUGAGAAACCGCUGGAGCACACCAACCUGAUUGAAAAACUGAUAGAUGAUCUACAGGUGGACAUUUCCAGUAUGCACCAUCGGCCGGAGCACGGCCCAUUGCUACUCGUUUGGAUGCUGCUUCGCCUGCGAGGGACCAACGAUGCCGACGACGCUUCCAGUCUGUUACGGUGCCGUCAGCUGGGAAAGCGAGCCGUAGAUCUGAAGUGCUUUGUCCAACUGCACCUAAUUGCGAGGCAUUCCAUGUACGCCGAUGACUCGAUGCUCUCGCGGAUUGUGCGCAAGACGAUCUAUAACCAGUUAGGAUACAUGUGCAACCUGUUCGAUGGCGAUGGCAGCUGUGCCCGAUAUGAAGGCAUAUACGAAUUACUCUGCGAACUUCUUUCCUGGUCUCACAUAGCUAAGGACUUCUGCAGUCGGGAAGAUGAUGGCCCGCGGUCACUCUACAAAACUCUUUUGGAGAACUUUCCCCUAGAAUUUGCACAUCUGUCGAAACUGGCACAAUCGCUUACAAAAGCAGGACAAGGCAACUAUGUAAAAAGUCAGCUGGAAUCUCUGCCCAUACUGGCUCUCCUGUACGACGAGAAUCAGCAUAAACUUAGAGAGGUGGACACGGAUGAAUUUGAGCUUAUAGCCAGUGUACGUCCCUUUCCGAGAAUCGACUUUACCAUACCAGCAGGAACUAGUUGCACCGCCAUACAACAUCCCUCCGGCUGCUUUAUGCACUUUCGCACCCAGGUUAACUUCUUCGAUGCACUUCACCACGAGAUUAACUGUCUGUUGCGGGAGACGGGUCACCUACAUGGUGACUUUGAAUCCAGCGAGCGCAUCCGUCAUGUGGAAGCUGGCUUAAGAUUUUUAGAAAGCGCCGUCAAGCUCAGUCAAUCCAUUUCUGGCAUUAGCGCCGAGAUGGUGCAUCCCACCGAGAUGUGCGUCGAUCUGCUGCACAAGUUCAAGAGUGUCCAGUGCCCUCCAGUCGGACUUCUUUCCAGUUGCUUAAAUGUUUGCACAGCUCUGCUGCCGCUGGUGGACGAAGAGAUAUUUUCACGAAUCAGCAACCUGUACAUCCUGCCUACCGUUGGCCAGGGAUCCCAAUAUGACUUCAAGAUGUAUGCUAAUGCCAGUGGAGUUGGCUUCGAGUCGCGCUUCCUCGGUUCCGUCAUUGAUAACGUUGAGAAGAAGAGCGAGCGCUACGAAUUCCUACUUUCUUACCUCGGGUUCCUGCGCACCUACACCAAACUGAAACGGAAUCGUCAUAUCCAAGUAGAAAUUCCGGGUCUGAUAUUCCUGCUGAGGGAUGUGUUUCCACACUUGCACACCUGGCACUUCCGCUCUCAGUUGGAGAGAAACAAAAUUUACUUUGAGGUUCUGAGUUUCAUCUGCGACAUCUUGGAUUUGUUUAACACCAGUAGUGGAUCCACGUGCAAGCAGCGUGAACUCUUGCUAAAGGUGUGCGUCUACUCGCUUUUGAACUUGGAUAAUGGUCUCAUUCUUUUGAGAUUCGUAGGUGUUGGCAACGCCUAUGUACAGUAUACCAUGGAGCUGGAGACGAAUUGGAUGCAGCAGCAGCCACACGGUUUAAUGAUGCUUGUGCGCUUGUCCAUGCGCAUUCUGAUGCAGUUGCUCCGUCUGAAGGACAAGGUGUAUGGAAGCAGUGACACCCUAUCACCACUGGAGGCGUUGAUAUACACGCAACCCAAACAGCGCGAUACUCUGCGCAUAAUUCCCACAGUAUGCAGCUACAUGAGCAACAUUUUUGAUAGGUGGCUACCGAUCCUGUCCUGCCGCUUGCUAAAGAGAAUCGCUCUCGAGUUCAACAUGUCUCUUUUGGCCUGUUUGGAUAUGGAGGCGGAUCAAAUCAGAUUGACCUUUAUGCAGAAGUUGCCUGAUGAGUUGGAAAGCGAUUCGAUCAAGCUAGCCAUCCUGGAGCUUGUGGACGCUUGUAUUGCUAAGCAACCGGGCGUUACUGAAGCUUUCUUUAAGGUCAAUUACGCCCAGGACAAACGCUCCCGCUCUUUCUUUGGCAAAGAAUGUGUUCCUAAUAUUGGCGAGAGUAUUGUGACUUACAUGCGAGAGUUUCUGGAUGCCCUUCAAGUAGAACCACUGACCAUACAGCAGGCGUUACCCGCCAAGAUCAUGAACAUCUUCCACUCGCUCUGGAAGCAUAAUCUGCAGAUGCUAGUGGACGAACUGCUAAAGGAUAAUCAGUUUUGGCAAAAGCUCUGUGCACCGCUCUUCACCGAACUUCAGCCAAAUGUAAGGAUCUACACACAGCUCCUAAACAUCAUAUCCAUUGAGGUCUACACGGGCACUGUAAGCAAUGCAGCAUUGCUGGAGGUGAUGAACAAAUUCUUUCGGGCGGAGCAUUUUGGGACCUGGCUAAAUUACGUUUUCAACAUGCCGAAGGUUCCGGCUGCAAAUAACUUGAGUACCUCCGACGAGCUGCCCGACUGGAUCUGCUGCCUGCAAGCUUUCAAAGAUCUGAUAGUGAUUUUGCUGAAGAAACAACCAAAGUUCAUGACCAUACCCGAGUCGCAAUUCAAGCUGAUGGCCCAGAAGUGCCUAAAAGUUUUGGUCGAUCGCUCACACUAUCUCGAGGACAUGCGUCCCUUUAUCAUACUGGCCGAACUGUACGUGUUCCUUCUACUUCAAUUUAAGCACUCGUACACGAACAGCGAGGAGGAGGAGCAGGAACUGAUGGAGCUGCUGUUGCAGCUCAUGAAUCGCAUUUGCUCCUGCUACGAGGAUCAGCAUGUAAGGGCCAAAGAAGCAUGCUUGGCCAUUGUGACCAAAUGCACUCAUCUUUACACCGAUCUGCUUAUCCGGGACUCGUCUAUCGCCCUUCGUUUCCUUAACUCCGUCGUAAGCAUCAUUUGCAGCGAGCUUCAGCAUAUGGAGAACUCGGUGAACAUGGAAAAAACACAAUCCUUGAAUAGUUCGGACAAUUCAGACAGCAAGGCUUCCACCAACUCACUGAUCCUGUGCCUCAAUCUACUAAAGGCUGUGGCCACCAUUUUCCAUAACGAUGGUCCCGGAAACUGGGAUCUGCCUUUUGUGUCAGUUCGUCUAUUUCAACGGCUCGUGCGCUGCGUCUCCAAAACACUGCCCUUGUUUAGUAAACAGGUUCUUAGUGUCCAGCUCCUGGAUGUCUUAAUCGUAUUCGCCAAGGGCCACUGCUCCGUGGAGUUCCUGCACUGCGAUGUGGGAGAGCACUUGUGGCUGAAACUGCUGCCGCCGAGGGAACUUCUGCAGUCCAAGUAUGAGUUCACUAAGCCGGCGGCGGGUGAUGUAGAGCGCUGGACAGUGGAGCAGUGGUGGCCUGUGUACGCUAGGGGUAUCGAGCUCGUUACCAUCAUCUACGAAAAGCACAAGAGAUGCUUCCUCCAAGAAGCUUUCCAGUUUGUUGGUAUUCACGCUGUGUUCCUAGAGGAUGCCUUGCUACUGAGCAAACAAUCUUUAGAACCGGCAGCCAUGCAACUAAUAAAAGCAGCUGUUACCUUGGUGGCCAGUCUUACGGAACACCACAAAGAGUGGAAACAAGACAACGAUAUAUCGCUCGCUAAUAUAAUGCGUGCAGUACAGAGUCUUUUGUGUCACUGCUCAUCAUUGUUCCAUCAGCAAAGAAACCUGAAGUGUCUCCUGGCUGGUCGACGCUCGCAGCUGGAAAUCCUGCGCAGCACCGAUGCUAUAACAAUUGAUGAUGAAAUCAUUUCUGCCUGCAAUGACCUCACGGAUAUUAUUAUUUACUGCGUAAAGUCCUUAUUGAGAUUCAGCCCUGAUUUGAUGGAGUUAUUGUGCUGCAGUGUAUACGACCCUUCCAAGCACUCAGCACUGCUGGAUGUGAAGUUUGGAGCACCCAAGUUGAACGAAGAGAAUGUGACGCUCACAUUUGGAAUCAUCCUCAACUUGGUUAACAUAUACGUGAAGGCUUUAAAUAUGCAAAAUCAUGGCUUCAAUGAGGCACCCCUUAAUACACUUCCCACUGUGGAGCAGUCCGGGGACAGCGAUGAUGCAGACAUCUGUGUAGGCAACCAGACCAAUCGCACCUUCUCCAAAUCUCUGUCCACCGUCUCAAUUUCGUCCGUCAGCUGUCCAGCCAGUGAGUUGCUCUCCAACAUGGAUAGUCAGCUUUGUCUGCUGGCGUUGGAGCACCUGCUCAUGCUGGUGGCUUCGCAGGCCAUCUAUAUAAUACGCUCCCCAAAUCUGGAAACUCGCUGGAAACAAAUCGUGCGCCGGGACAUAAGCAACGAGCUGGUGAUCUUCAAUGAGUUCGUGCGCCGCAAGGUGAUAUCGGAUUACAAGGAAAACCGGAGUCCGUGGCUACGACGCAAGCACGGGCACUACAAGGUCAAGUUCUCCGAUCCAGCGAGGGGUUCCUCCAGUUCAUCCCGGAGCUCGGACAUUGUGCGCCGCAGCAACGCAACUACUAACGAGCUGCGAGUUAAUGUGGUUCGCAGACUGCACCUACAGCAACAGCAACGCACUCCUCCGCCACACAACUUCGACAUGAGCAGCGAAAUGAGUCCCAUAGCGGCACCUCAAGGUGCAGCCAUGUCCUCGACUUUGGAUGCCAGGGAUAGCCGGAAGCGUUUGUAUCCCGCUCAGCAGGCGGGCGAGGCCUUCCUGGAGGACGAAUUGGCUGCCAUUGACCUGCAGUUCUUCCCCCCGCCCUCGGAGAAUGGAUAUUCUGAAUUGUCGCAGGUUCAGAUGGUGGAAGAGGACUACCUCCAGCUGAUGUCGGCCCUCUUCAAUGUGAUGCCCCAUUGCGACUGAGCUGUUUACCCUCUUCAUUGUUAAGUGGUCUACGGAAUAUUGAAUAAAGUUUGUACACUAAAAAUAA
Messenger RNA from Drosophila subpulchrella, 5792 nucleotides. RefSeq names its product nucleoporin NUP188 homolog (gene Nup188). Gene Ontology annotation, biological process: protein import into nucleus; RNA export from nucleus. The record is from RefSeq and is a predicted model, not a curated record. Gene Ontology annotation, cellular component: nuclear pore inner ring. Gene Ontology annotation, molecular function: structural constituent of nuclear pore. The coding region runs from base 113 to 5725 and encodes 1870 amino acids. NCBI's taxonomy places the organism in Eukaryota, Metazoa, Arthropoda, Insecta, Diptera, Drosophilidae. The transcript has 8 exons.